Molecule: messenger RNA, 684 nt
Organism: Cavenderia fasciculata
Lineage: Eukaryota; Evosea; Eumycetozoa; Acytosteliales; Cavenderiaceae
Exons: 3
Coding region: 1-684 (227 amino acids)
Source: RefSeq, a predicted model, not a curated record
AUGAGAUCAAGUCAAUUAACAGAAUUAAUUGAAUUGUAUCAAAAGAAUAAUGGUCAACUAGAACAAGACGAUUGCCACGGAUGGACGUUGGAACACAUUGCUAUCAAGCGUAUGCAUCCUUUAGGACAAAGGGAGUAUGAGUACUUUCACCACGGUGUUAGAAUCUACUAUCAAGGAGAGUUCUUUUCCAUUCUUCAUUUCUCUGGCUUGGCUGAAGAGGUAUCAUUAGAAAGUAAAAAAAGGGCCAAGAUCUUGUUUGUUGGUUCAAGUAAGCAGUUUUCAGAGCCAUCGCAUCCAAAUGAAAUCAUUGUCAUUGGAAAGAGAGUUUCAUCUGCUGAUAGUAUGAUGAGACUAAUUUCUACCUAUUCCAAACGUAAUGAUAUAGUUUACAAUUUGGUUCGAAGAAAUUGUGAACAUGUUUCCACAUAUAUUAUUGAUGGAAAGUGGGACAGUAAACAAACAGAUCUAUACAUUAUCAAAAUGAUUGAGAUUAUUGGUCACCGAGCAGAAGAAAACAAGGGAUGGAUACUGGGCAUGGUUGCAUUAGCUGGCGCUGCUUACUAUGCCUACCAGAAAUACAAUUCCAGCGGUGAAGAAGAAGAAAAGGAUAAAAAGAAAUCAGUAGUCAAGACUUGUUACCCAAUGUCUUGGCAACAGCAGAAUAUAUUUGGUAGAAAUAGAUAA